AAUUAGUAAAAAUAACAAAAAGAUAACAUUACAACCUAAACCCUCACUUUCACCAUCUUCCUCCAAAAACCCUAGCCACCACCACCCUUUUUCUCAUUCACAACAAAGAAAAUGUCAGAAAUCGAUACAAGUAAAUCAAACAAAAAGAAAACCAAAUCCAAAACAUCUUCAGAAACCGACCAAACAACUGAUGACUAUCUCAUAAAACCACAAACAUUCACUCCAUCAAUCAACACAUCAGACUGGCCAAUCCUGCUUAAAAACUACGACCGGCUCAAUGUCCGAACCGGCCACUACACUCCACUUCCAUCCGGUUUUUCACCACUUAAACGCCCGUUAGCUGAAUACAUAAGGUAUGGUGUUAUUAAUCUUGAUAAACCAGCUAACCCCAGUUCACAUGAAGUUGUUGCUUGGAUUAAACGUAUUCUUCGUGUCGAAAAAACCGGUCAUAGUGGGACCCUUGAUCCUAAAGUUACUGGCAAUUUGAUUGUUUGUAUUGAUAGAGCUACUAGGUUAGUUAAGUCCCAACAAGGGGCUGGUAAGGAAUAUGUUUGUGUGGCCCGGUUACAUUCUAGUGUGCCCGAUGUCGCCAAAGUGGCGAGGGCGUUAGAGACGUUAACAGGGGCCGUUUUUCAACGACCCCCUUUGAUUUCGGCUGUUAAAAGACAGCUUAGAAUUAGGACUAUUUAUGAAAGUAAGUUGUUAGAGUAUGAUGCUGACAAACAUUUGGUUGUGUUUUGGAUAUCGUGUGAGGCGGGGACUUAUGUGAGGACUUUGUGUGUUCAUUUGGGUUUGAUUUUAGGAGUUGGGGGACAUAUGCAGGAGUUGAGAAGGGUUCGGUCUGGAAUUAUGGGCGAAAAGGAUAAUAUGGUGACAAUGCAUGAUGUCAUGGAUGGGCAAUGGAUGUAUGAUAAUUAUAGAGAUGAGACGUAUUUAAGGAGAUUAAUUAUGCCGUUGGAGGUUUUGUUAACGAGUUAUAAGAGGUUGGUUGUCAAGGAUUCGGCUGUGAAUGCGAUUUGUUAUGGUGCUAAGUUGAUGAUUCCGGGAUUGUUGAGGUUUGAGAAUGAUAUCGAGAAUGGCGAGGAAGUUGUUUUGAUGACUACUAAAGGGGAGGCGAUUGCGUUGGGAAUAGCCGAGAUGACUACUGCUGUUAUGGCUACUUGUGAUCAUGGGGUUGUGGCGAAGAUUAAGAGGGUUGUGAUGGAUAGAGAUACUUAUCCGAGGAAAUGGGGGUUGGGUCCUACGGCUUCGAUGAAGAAGAAGUUGAUUACUGAGGGGAAGUUGAGUAAGCAUGGGAAACCGAAUGAGAAGACACCGGCUGAGUGGCUGAGGAACGUUGUUUUGCCUACUGGUGGGGAUUCUGUGGUUGCUAGUAUUGCAGCUGCACCAGUAACGGAACAAAAAGUGGAAGUUACCGAUGAUGUGAAGGUUGACGGUGAGAAGAAGAAAAAGAAGGAAAAGGUGGAAGUUACCGAUGAUGUGAAGGUUGACGGUGAGAAGAAGAAAAAGAAGAAGGAAAAGGGUACUGAAGAUAGCGACGAAGGGCAAAAGAGGAAGUUAGAAGAGGCGGAUGUUACUGAAACGCCAAUAACUUCCAAGAAACGCAAGGUUGAAGAAGUGAAGGAGGCAACUGAAGAAGUUGUAGAAGGUGAGAAGAAGAAAAAGAAAAAGAAGAAAGAGGGCGAGGAGGUCGUCGUAUUAUCUGAUGGGGAUAAAUCUGAAAAGAAGAAGAAAAAGAAGGAUAAAGAAAAUGGUGAUGCCCCUGUAACCCGAUCAGCUGCUGUAAGUGAUGAUGAAGCAAACAAGAGCUCAAAGAAAAAGGAGAAGAAAAAGAAAAAAAAAGAUGCUCAAGAUGAGUGAUCGGAAGGAAUUCCAAAGCGCCUGAUCGCUCCUAUGCUGUGUUGUGCUGCACAUUUCUAGAGAGCCGGUUUUUCGCAUUGUCUUUGUUUUAUUUAGUUUUUAGCUCAGCAUCUUAGGUCUGCACCUGUAGCAUUCCAUAAAUGUUAUCUUUGUUGGUUAUAAGUUGAAAAUUUUGGUACUUUUGAA
Erigeron canadensis is the source of this 2046-nucleotide messenger RNA. RefSeq names its product H/ACA ribonucleoprotein complex subunit 4-like. Gene Ontology annotation, cellular component: box H/ACA snoRNP complex. Gene Ontology annotation, biological process: mRNA pseudouridine synthesis; box H/ACA sno(s)RNA 3'-end processing; rRNA pseudouridine synthesis. The coding region runs from base 112 to 1860 and encodes 582 amino acids. The transcript has a single exon. The record is from RefSeq and is a predicted model, not a curated record. Gene Ontology annotation, molecular function: pseudouridine synthase activity; RNA binding. NCBI's taxonomy places the organism in Eukaryota, Viridiplantae, Streptophyta, Magnoliopsida, Asterales, Asteraceae.